AUGUUAAGGCAGGAAUAUAAAAAUUCAUAGGUAAACAAGUUGAUAUUGUCAUAUCAGUCUAUUUCUCAUCUGAUGGUACGAUUUUGCCAUCUGGUAGUUAUCAUAGGUCUAUCCGUUUGUGGCUUGUUAAGACAGGGUAAUAAAAUGGCAGAUUAGUUGGUCAUAGUAACAAUGUUAAUACAGUCUGUUUCUCUCCUGAAGGUGCUAGAUUAACAUCAGGUAGUUCAGAUUAUUCUGUCCAUCAAUGGGAUUCUAAUACUGGAGUAUAAAAAACUAAAUUAGAAGGCCAUGAUCAUACUGUUUGGUCGAUUUGAUCCUCUUCUGAUGGUACUAAAAUAUGUAUCUAGUAGUGGGGAUUGCACUAUUCGUUUACGGGUUGUUAGGAUAAGAAAUUAAAUAGCCUAGUUGAAUAGUUAUGAUAAUGGAAUUCUAUCAGUAUGUUUCUACUCUGAUGGCACUAGUUUAGCAUCUGGUAGUUAUGGUAACUCCAUCCGUUUAUGGGAUGUUAUACCAAAAUAAUAAACGUUAUAAUUAGUUCCUCAUAAUCAUUAUGUACUAACAGUUGAUGGUUCUAUAUUAGCAUUUAGUAGUUAGAAUAAGUUAGUCAGUUUGUAGUAUGUAAACAACGGAACACGAGUCUUACCUUAAGAUAAAAGUUACAAAGAUAUUCAAGCAAAUUUUUAUCAUUCAAUAUUUUCAAAAGCAAUUCCUUCAAACAGUAUUAUUUUAUUUUCAGUAUUCAAUAGCCACCUGUAUUAGAACAAUUCUAAAAUUUUCCAAAAAGUCCAAUUUAGAAGUUUAAAAAAUCUUGAUAUUGAAUAUUAAUUAUCUUAAGGACAGAAUUUAUUUUAAUUUUUCUAUUAAUAAGGAUAUUGCAUUUUAAGAAGAUAAAUUGAAUGGCACUACAAAAAAUUUUCAAAUUUCCUCAUAUUUUAAAAAGAUUUGA
Paramecium octaurelia is the source of this 946-nucleotide messenger RNA. The record is from the annotation of a GenBank genome assembly. NCBI's taxonomy places the organism in Eukaryota, Ciliophora, Oligohymenophorea, Peniculida, Parameciidae.